Messenger RNA from Drosophila virilis, 2550 nucleotides. RefSeq names its product differentially expressed in FDCP 6. NCBI's taxonomy places the organism in Eukaryota, Metazoa, Arthropoda, Insecta, Diptera, Drosophilidae. The record is from RefSeq and is a predicted model, not a curated record.
AAAUAUAUAUGUAUGUAUACGAAAUACGAAAUAUUCUUGAAAGUUUAUGAACCGAAAUUAGCAUGCAGCUUUUCUCUGAGUGUAUUCGCAGCACAAAUCGUCACGGCUUCAAAAGUACCGUUGCUUGUGGCCAUUUGCGAAACCUGUUUUUUCUCUUUAUAUUUGGGUGGAGGCUAUUUUGACAAUGUUUUGCACAUUCUUAGAACAUUUCGAAUGAUUGUUCAUAUGCAAAUUAGCCCCUCGCGACGACUCGAUCUGCGACUGACCCAAAUUGGAGGGCAAUAAAAUUGGUUGAGUGUGCGGAAAUCGGUUUAGUCGAUGAGAGAACGGCACGCCCAACGCCCAAAUUAUGCUGGCCAAAUCAUUUUUAUUGGUGCUCAUCAGCCUGGCAGCAUCUACGGCGCAAUUUAGCCAGGUGCCGCGCAAGCACUGGCGACGUGCAGCCGUCCACGGCGCCUUCAAUGUGGAUGCGUAUGCGUACAACAAGCCCAUGGUGAAUCUGGUGGGACAUUUGCCUCCACCCGGCCAGGCGCUGCCCAUGGGCCAGCUGUUGGAGCAGCUUGCGCAGAGCAGCCGACUGCGGGCCCUGCCGAAGGGGCAGUACAGGAAUCUCGACCGGGAGCCGUCGCGCCUUAAUGGAGAGCCGAGACAAUCGGCUGCUGAUUUUGGAGGCAGCCUGGAACCGUCGGCAUUGGCUGCCCUAAACAGUCAAUUGGCCAAGCUGCAAAUGAACUUAAGUUUGGAUCAAGCGAAUAUAUAUUCGCACGAAUUUCACGUGGAGAACAAAGGCAACAGGAAAAUUGUGCUAAUUAACACGCUGGACGAGGCCAAGACAGAGUCUGAGCAGCCGCUGAAGGAGGAGCCAGAGCAGGAGCAGCUACAACUGGGUCCAUUGAAUGUAAAAUUGGCAUUACCUGUGCUCGGGGAGGGUGAGGGUGUAACACAGAAGGUCGAUUCGAGCAAAAUUGUGAUGAACACUGAAGCAAUUAGCUCUAUGAAAGCUAUGCAAUCCGAAAUGGAGGAGUCUAAGAAGACCAAAGGGGCAAAUGACAGCAAAGAGCGAGCAAAUGAUGCGACAACAAUCGAAAUGGAAUCAACAGCAACAGCAACAACAGCUGUCGAGCCAGGACAGCAGCAGCAUUCGGAGACUGUUGUCAAUGCAAAGCAGGAGCAGGUGGAGCGACAGAAACAGAAGCUGGGAGAGCUACAGCAGAAGGUAAAGCAAGCCAAGGCAAAGGAGGAGAUGAAGACGCAUCAGGCGGGCGAGAUGCAGCAGCAGAAGGAAAAGCAACUGCAGCAGGCGCAUCAGUUGCAGAUGAAGUCAAAGAAGGGUCAGAGCGUUGAUGACGUUGCCAUUUCCAAGAAACGUGACAGGCACAAUGACAAUGAUGCCCAAGCAAAUGGCAUGAAUAUGCCGCCAAAGCCAAAGCCAGAGCCAGAGCCAGAGAUCAAGCCAACUGCAGUCGGAGCUGGAGCCGGAGCAGCAGAUAAGCCACUGGGCCUGGCCAGCAAACCGAAGUCCAAGCGCAGGCAAACACAAACAAAAACCAAGAUACCAAAUGGAAUUGAUACAAAGCCCAAUGCUUCAAGUGCUGCACAGUCCAACGCUCCAACGAGUACCAUUCGGCCAGCGUCAACUGAUGAAAAGCUGACGACUGCCACAGCAGAUGUCAAAGCCCCGGCCAUGGCAAUCAACAGCUACAGCCAGGCCACACGCAGGCCAAUCCUAAAAAAGGGUAACAAAAUUCCCAGCAAGGGCAAAGGGAAACGAAGGGGCGCUCAACGGCGACCCAGUGCAGCAGCUGCUGAUGAGCAGGAUAUCGAAACUACGACAAAUUGGUGGCAGAUACUACCAUAUGCGGAAAUUAGAAAAUUUUUGAAUACCAUCUAUGAUAGCAUGACCGACGAGGCGGACGACGAGCGUGCCCAGCAAAUAUGAGAGGCGGGGGCGUCUCCAUGUGUGUGUGGGCCAAAGCCAAUACCAAAAGCUAGCUUAUAGAGCUUGGCCAGGGUGUCGGGCGGGGUCUAGAUGGGGGGAUCGGUCUUGUCCAGCUUUGAAUUGAAUUUCCGCUUGGAGGUUCUUUUUGUGUUGAUUACGACAAGCCAGCGUGUAAGUUUUCGGACUUGGUAAUAAAAAAAAAAAAAUAUAAAUAAAAUAUAAUCGUAAAAGCGCAACAAUGAAAGCUAAAAACUUCUUAAGUUUCCCGUUCAAUUUAACAGUUUGUAUACACUUGUAUCCUUUUUACGAUUGGCUGCACAGUAAACAAUUUUUGAUUACAACUUGAAAAAAGAUUUGCAACCUUAAAGCUGCUUGAACAGUUUUAAUAGUUUUCAGUCUAGCCAGGCAAGGAAAUAAAAUAAUUUAUUUUUCUUUAAAAAACGAAGAAAAAUUCAAUUUUUAAAGCUUUAUAUACACUUGUAUCAGCUAAUGAAUAUUUAUUUACGCUUUUAUUAUUUAAUGCCCGAUUUUGUAGCGAGUUUCACUUGCGCUUUCUAAGCCAUUUCCUGCCACAGCUUAAAGUAUGCAAAUCUCUUUAAAUAAUAAAUAAG